UAACUACUAACAAAACACAUAGCUAUUUUCACCGCAAAUUACUCUAAUAUUUACAACUAGAGACCCUUGUUCAGGACAGGGAUUGUACUGUAGAUGAAUAUCGCAAAAAAUUGGGGUUCGAAACACCGGUGGAAGGAUCUGAAUUUAUUUUCAAUUUAAAGCUCAUAUUCUCUCUGUCAAUCAGGGGGGAUUUCAUAAGAAACGAUGGCGGAAAAAGGAAAACCAGAUGAACAAUUGUUUCAGCUUCUCUCUGGUCUACUCCAUCAGGUGGAAUCAUUGAGCAACCAAGAGGAAGUUGAACUGCGUUCCAAAAUCGAAGCACUUGGACUAGAGGUUACCAAAGUUCCCUCAAAGUCAACACAGCAUCUUGAUGAGCUGGAAAUAGCCAAGGAGUUGGACAAAUUGUCAGCCAAGUUAGAUGAUGUAGAUGAGAUGAUAUCUUCAGCAAUAACUACAGAUCCUCAAGUGCAUUCCCUCUUGAGCGGCACAGCAGAUGUAUGGAUGCCGGUAAUCACAGCAUCUGCUGAUGAGCGUCGUAAUUUCACUGCAUCUAUUGAAAUUGACAGCUCAGAUGAUGCUCAAUUGAAAGGUUCUUCUGACUAAUUGUAGUCAUCCCCUCUGCUCCAGGGUUUUUCUUUUAGAUUAUUCUUUUUAUGUAUGUUUGCCUUGUCUUAAUACAAUAAAACAAUAUUUUCUUGGUUUGUUUUUACUGAAUGUGAAUGAUUAUUCAGUAUAUAAUAUAUAAAUGUCAAGCAUUCGUUUGUAUGCGUGAUAACAAAAAAUAGUUACAAUGCUGGAAAUAGAUCAUCAUGUUUUUUUCCUUUUGUUGAUAGAUUUUAUUUAUACACAUAUCAUUAAUAGAUCAUCAAGUACUAAUUGGUUAAAAAGACAUGCAUAAAUGGAGACAAAGUAGGCUUAUUCAGUAUGAGUAUUAACAUGAAAGUAGUGCCCGUGUUCUGGCACCCUACUUUGGAAGGAAAUUGGCAAUAAGACUAAUUAGCCAUAUUAAAAUUGAUCCAAUAACCCAACAUACACUACAAAAGACCACUAUUCCAGCAACGAUGGUAAGGAAGGGAGGACCUUUGGCGGCAUUGCUCGUCUUUUCACCCGAUCUUUCUUCAAUGGAACCACCACCUGAAGGGUUUGAGUUUGAUGCAUAGGCAAUCGGUAGCCUUUGCCUCAUUUGACAUCUUAACGCCCCUUCGGCUCUGUGUACGAGUCAUUAUUUAGCACAUCAAAUUUUAAGGACAUAUCAAACUGAAAUUGCAUU
Molecule: messenger RNA, 1270 nt
Organism: Cannabis sativa
Lineage: Eukaryota; Viridiplantae; Streptophyta; Magnoliopsida; Rosales; Cannabaceae
Exons: 3
Coding region: 205-603 (132 amino acids)
Source: RefSeq, a predicted model, not a curated record